Solea solea (common sole) is the source of this 9013-nucleotide messenger RNA. RefSeq names its product low density lipoprotein receptor-related protein 5 (gene lrp5). The record is from RefSeq and is a predicted model, not a curated record. The transcript is spliced from 29 exons. The coding region runs from base 157 to 5109 and encodes 1650 amino acids. Gene Ontology annotation, molecular function: protein binding. Lineage: Eukaryota; Metazoa; Chordata; Actinopteri; Pleuronectiformes; Soleidae.
GCGGCUUUAGUGAGGAGAAAAGUCUCGUUGAGGUAGAGAGAGAGACAGAGUGACGGACACGAGUCCACACACAGUAGGCUGUUCAUGAACCCACGGAGCCGUGGACGUCCACGCUACUUCAUUAAAGAGUAAAAAGGCGACAAUGGAGUGGAAGUUAUGGAUUUAAAGCGCAGAGGACGUGAAAUGGGUGAUCUGCUGCUGGCGCUGUUACUGCUGACGAGUUCACUGGUGUCGGCGGCUCACGGCUCACCUCUCCUUCUCUUUGCCAACCGGCGGGACAUACGUUUGGUGGAUGCAGAGAGUGUGCGGGGUGAGUCGGCCAUUGUUGUCGGUGACCUGGAGGAUGCAGCAGCAGUGGACUUCCUGUAUUCUGAGGGCCUUAUAUUCUGGACCGAUGUCAGUGAGGAGGCCAUCAAACAGACCCACUGGAACCAGUCAUCCAACUCCCUUAAAGAGGCACUGGGAACUGGCAAGACUGUCGUAGUAUCAGGGCUGGACAGUCCUGAUGGCCUGGCAUGUGACUGGUUGGGUAAAAAGCUUUACUGGACAGACUCAGAGACCAAUCGGAUUGAAGUGGCCAACCUCAACGGAACCUCCAGGAAAGUCCUGUUUUGGAUGGACUUGGACCAGCCCAGAGCUGUUGCUCUCAACCCUGCACAACGCUACAUGUACUGGACUGACUGGGGGGAGGAGCCCAGGAUAGAGCGUGCUGGCAUGGAUGGCAGCAACAGGAAAGUGAUCGUAAACCAGGACAUUUACUGGCCCAAUGGUCUGACAAUAGACCUGUUGGAAGAUAAGCUGUACUGGGCAGAUGCUAAACUCAGCUUCAUUCACAGAGCCAACCUCGACGGAUCAGCACGUGAAACGGUGGUGGAGGGCACCCUCACGCAUCCUUUUGCACUGACACUGUCUGAGGACACAUUAUACUGGACUGACUGGCAAACCCGCUCCAUCCAUGCCUGUAACAAAAACAGUGGAGACAAAACCAGAGAGAUACUCAGUGGGAUUUACUCUCCUAUGGACAUCCAGGUUCUGGAGACCUAUCGACAACCUUACUUCCAGACUCCCUGCAGUGACAAUAACGGAGGCUGCAGUCAUCUCUGCCUACUCUCUCCAGUCAACCCUUUCUACAGCUGUGCCUGUCCCACUGGUGUCCAGCUAAACCCAGAUGGAAAGACUUGCAAACCAGGAGCAGAGCAAGUCUUGCUGCUGGCAAGACGGACUGACCUGAGGAGAAUCUCACUGGACCUGCCAGAUUUCACUGACAUUGUGCUACAGGUUGAUGACAUUCGCCAUGCCAUUGCCAUAGACUAUGACCCGGUUGAGGGUUAUGUCUAUUGGACAGAUGAUGAGGUGCGUGCCAUUCGGCGAUCCCACAUUGAUGGCAGUAAUGCCAUGGUGCUGGCCACCUCAGAGAUCAAUCACCCUGAUGGCAUUGCUGUGGACUGGGUGGCCAGGAACCUGUACUGGACUGAUACUGGCACUGACCGCAUUGAGGUUACGAGGCUGAAUGGAACCUCCCGGAAAAUCUUGAUUUCUGAGGACUUGAAUGAACCCAGAGCCAUUGUCCUGGAUCCUGUUAAUGGUUACAUGUACUGGACAGACUGGGGUGAGAAUCCCAAGAUCGAGCGAGCCAACCUGGAUGGAACAGACCGGCUGGUUUUGAUCAACAGCUCUCUGGGCUGGCCCAACGGACUGGCACUGGAUUAUGCAGAAGGAAAGCUUUAUUGGGGAGAUGCUAAAACGGACAAGAUAGAGGUGAUCAAUGUGGAUGGCAGUAACAGACAGACUCUGCUGGAGGACAAGCUGCCUCACAUCUUUGGCUUCACUCUGCUUGGUGAUUACAUCUACUGGACUGACUGGCAGAGACGCAGCAUUGAGAGGGUCCACAAAGGCACAGCGGUACGAGAGAUCAUCAUUGAUCAGCUGCCAGACUUAAUGGGGCUGAAGGCCACUAAAGUGACCGAGACACACGGUACAAAUGGCUGUGCGGUGGAUAAUGGUGGGUGCAGCCACUUGUGUUUCUGGCGUCGACAGACCGUCAGCUGUGCCUGUCCCAUGGGCAUGGAGCUGCUCUCUGACCUGCAGACCUGUGUCGUACCUGAAGCUUUUCUGCUGUUCACCAACAGGGACAACAUCAGAAGUAUAUCUUUGGGUACAAACAGCAACGACGUGGCCAUUCCUCUGACAGGAGUCAAAGAGGUCUCGGCUCUCGACUUUGAUGUCUCUGAGAGAAGAAUAUACUGGACGGACAUACAGGCCAAGACGAUCAGCAGAGCAUAUAUGAACGGCAGCUCAGUAGAACAUGUCAUAGAGUUUGGACUGGAUUACCCAGAGGGCAUGGCAGUUGACUGGAUGGGUAGAAACAUAUACUGGGCUGAUACGGGCACUAACCGCAUCGAGGUGGCCAGGCUGGACGGCCAGUAUCGACAGGUUCUGGUCUGUAAGGAUCUUGAGAACCCGCGCUCACUGGACAACCCUCGCUCACUGGCACUGGACCCAGCUAAUGGCUACAUGUACUGGACAGAGUGGGGUGGCCGACCUCGUAUAGCCAGAGCAUAUAUGGACGGCAGCACCAUCACGACCCUGGUGGAUAAGGUGGGACGGGCCAAUGGGCUGACCAUUGACUAUGUAGAUCAUCGACUCUACUGGACGGACUUGGACACAUGCAUGAUCGAAAGCACCAACAUGCAAGGCCUUCAGAGAGAGAUCAUAGUGGACGACCUCCCUCACCCCUUUGGUCUGACACAGUACCGAGAUUUUAUCUACUGGACUGACUUCAAUCUGCGCAGCAUUGAGCGGGCAGAUAAACGCAGUGGACAAAACCGCACUGUUGUGCUGAAGGGCCAGUUGGAGCUGAUGCUGGACAUCCUGGUGUUCCACUCCUCCCGCCAGGAUGGCACCAACGAAUGCUCCCAUAAUAACGGCAACUGUGCCCACCUCUGCCUGGCCACGCCUGCUGGUGCCCAGUGCCGCUGUGCCUCCCAUUACACCCUGAACCCCGAUGGACGAAACUGUAGCUCUCCCUCUAGUUUCCUACUCUUCAGUCAAAAGGCCAGUAUCAGCAGGAUGGUUCUGGGAGAGCAGAGUCCUGAUAUAAUUCUGCCCAUCCAUGUCCUGAGAAACGUCCGAGCCGUCAGCUACGACCCGUUAGACCGGCUUGUCUACUGGCUGGACGGACGACAGAACAUUCGCAGGGCCAGAGACGAUGGAGCCAUGUCCAUGAUAGUGAGCAGCACUACUCAGGCAGUGGACAGCCAGCUUCAGCUUCACGACCUGAGCCUGGACCCCUACAGCCGCCACAUAUACUGGACCUGUGAGACAACAAACACUAUAAAUGUCCAGAGGAUGGACGGACACACCGUGGGUGUGGUCCUGAAGGACGACACUGACAAGCCCCGGGCCCUUGUGGUCAGUGCUGAGAAAGGGUACAUGUAUUUCACCACAGUGCAGGAGCGCUCGGCUAAAAUCGAAGGUGCCAGUUUGGACGGGACAGAGAGAGAAUCUCUGUUCACCACUGGUCUGAUCAGACCCGUCGCACUGGCUCUGGACAAUAAACUGGGAAAACUGUUCUGGGUUGAUGCUGACCUGAAACGCAUAGAGAGCAGUGAUCUGACAGGAGCCAAUCGCAUUGUCCUCCAGGAUUCCAACAUUUUACAGCCAAUGGGCCUGACAGUUCUGGGAGAUCAUCUGUACUGGAUUGACCGGCAGCAGCAGAUGAUAGAGAGGGUGGACAAGCUGACAGGAGACGGACGCACACGCAUACAGGGAAGGAUAUCAUACCUGACCUCCAUUCACGCUGUAGAAGAGAUGGACCCACAGGAGUUUGCCUCCCAUCCCUGUUCCCGAGACAACGGUGGCUGUUCUCAUAUCUGCAUCGCAAAGGGUGACGGUACACCUCGCUGCUCCUGUCCGAUGCACCUGGUGUUACUGCAGGACCUGCUGCGCUGUGGAGAGCCUCCCACCUGCUCCACCGAGCAGUUCACCUGCUCCACUGGUGAGAUCGACUGUAUUCCUAUGGCGUGGCGUUGUGACCGCUUCCCUGAAUGCGAAGAUGGCAGCGACGAGGAGAACUGCCCCGUCUGCUCAGCCUUCCAGUUCCAGUGCGACAAAGGAGGCUGCAUCGACGCUCAGAGGCGCUGCAACGGCGAGCCAGACUGUGCCGACAACUCUGAUGAGCAGGACUGUGAAACCAUCUGCCCUCCUAACCAGUUCCGCUGCGGUGACAACCAGUGUAUCACGAAGAAACAACAGUGUGACAACUACUCUGACUGUCCAGACGGAUCGGAUGAGCUUGCCUGUGAAUAUGUGUCCCCUCCAUCCAGUGGCAUCCCAAACACAGGGACCAACACCAUAGUUCCAGUCAUUGCCAUCAUCCUGCUGGUCUUUCUGAUCGGUGGAGCUUAUUUCAUUUGCCAACGUGUGGUGUGUCGACGCUACAAGGGCCCCAGUGGGACGUUUCCUCACGAGUACAUUAGCGGUACACCCCAUGUACCGCUAAACUUCAUUGCCCCCAGUAGCUCGCAGCACGGCACCUUCCAAGGGAUUUCCUGUGGGAAGUCCAUAAUGAGCUCAGUCAGCCUGAUGGGCAGCAGCAGCAGCGGAGCGCCACUCUAUGACAGGAACCAUGUGACGGGAGCUUCAUCCAGCAGCUCGUCAUCUACCAAGGGAGCCUUCUACCCCCAGAUCCUGAACCCUCCUCCGUCCCCAGCCACUGACCACUCUCUCUACAACACAGAGAUCUUCUACUCCUCCAACAGUCCAUCCACCACCAGAUCAUACAGACCCUACCACCCAGUCCGCGGUGCAGCACCGCCCACUACACCCUGCAGCACUGACGUCUGUGACAGCGACUACACGCCCCACCACCUGCCUGCCGGUGUGGCAUCGUCAGCCGGCCGCUGGAAGGCUGUGAGCCACAGCAGCCACGGCAAACAGAACAAGUACUACAUGGACCUUAACUCUGACUCUGACCCCUACCCUCCACCCCCAACUCCCCGUUCCCAGUACCUGUCAGCUGAGGAGAGCUGUCCCCCAUCCCCCUCCACGGAGCGCUCCUACUUCCACCUGUGUCCCCCUCCUCCCUCACCCUGUACCGACUCCUCGUGACCCUCCAACAGCCCGAGAGCCCUGUGAAAAAGGAAAGGACAAAGCACGCUUGCCUCCCACAGAACUGGCCUUGUCAUGGCCACGAUACCAGGGAAAGAACUUGUGCCAACCUCACACAUGCUGCUUUUGAUCAACUGCUUUGGCUUCUUCAAGGCCUUCUUCAAGGUUCCUAUUUCCCACUUUGGCCGUGUCAUCAUUCCAGUCACCCUGAAGCUCUCAGGGUGACCAUCAUCUGAUCAGCGUAUGUGUCCUGCUCUAACGAACAGUGAGUCUCUUGUGGCAGGGAGCAGGAUUGAGUCCCAUCCUUUCAUUCUUUCUUAUUUCAUUUCUGUUGGACACAAAACGAAGAAGAGUUCUUUUGGUGGGUCACAAAAUGUGAGUCUAAGUCCUGACCUCCCGUGCACUCGCAGACUGUGAGAGUCACCAGUGCCACAAGUUACUAUUUAGACUGAAACCAAGGAAAUGGACAACCUGUCAACCAACCCACCCCCCAUAGUUUCCUGCCAUUUGUCUGCUCCUUCAUCGCAGCGUCCUUGUUGGUCGAGCAGCAGCAGGACUGUAUAUAGUGUUUAAAAAUAAUAUGAACAAAAAAAAGAAUUAAUCAGAGAGGAAUUAUUUUGCUAUUUUAUUCAUGCUGGCUGAUCGACCACACCACAGAAAAAAAAAAAAACAGGACAGAUGAAAUGUGUUAUGGGUGGCACAAUUGAUGAAUGAAUGAGUGUGUGAUGUUGUAUGAGAGAGACUGUUUGCCUUAUUGUAGGAAAUAUGAUCAAUUCGUAGAUGACGGCUGAAUGAAUGUGUAGAAUUAUGAAUGAAUGAAUGAUCACUUCAACAGUAAUGUGGGCAUUGUACUGGGACAUUGUGGUGGAGGAGCUGCGCUGAAGCUCCCAAUUUACCCAUCGAUUAUGAUCCAAACCUCGACUUAAUGGUCACAUGCUUUGGAUAGUGACCAAAAGAAUGACAUCACAGUUUGAAGUGGCUGAAAUGAGUUCCCUCAUCACACUGCUUCAACAACUGACGGUGGACGUGCUUGACAUCCGGUGCUGGAUGCAGCAUUUAGAAUUUACCUGAGCCGUGUCCAUCAUGACCAACUGUGUAGCAUUAGUGCUAUUGUUGCUUCAGUGAUAGUGAUGUGGGUGCACUUUGUCCAGCAAUGGAGAUAAAAGCUUUGUCCAAGAGCUCGGUUUGGAUGGUGCACUACUUCAAUGCAUAAAUAUGAUUUGAUUGACUAGCACCUAUGCUACAACUUGUAAAAAUCAACUUCUGCCACACACAGCGCAAGCAAAUCAAUGCAAAAGAGGAUCCACAAUGCAGUUUGGCAACAUGUGACACUGCCCCAUUCAAAGUGAACCAGCAGUGUCUCAGUGAAAGUCUCUCUGAUUUAGGGUAAGGACGUCAGGAAUCUGGGAAGAGCUCGGAGUUAGAUUUGCUGCUCCUUUGCAUUGAAAGGAGCCAACUGAGGUAGUUGGGGCAUAAUGAUCUGGGUGAGGUCUUCUGAUCAAGUCCAUUUUUUUGGAGGAGACCUCGAUGUAGUUCCAGAAGGAAGAUCCCCUGGAAAUCCCUGCUUAGCAUGCUGCCUCCAUGACCCAGUCCCUUACAAACAGAAGAAAAUGAAUGAAUAAAUGAGUGGAUGAACGAGUGGAUGAAUGGAGCAGGGCCAAGAUCAAAGUGUGAAAUCUUUUGAACAUUACUUUUAAAUUGUGUCCCUCAUCAUUUCAUACUGGAAAAGACACAUUUUGCCAUCAGUCCCGUCUUUGUCCCAAUGAAAUGACCGCAUGACAACAACAACAUACCAAAAUGUCAACAUGUAAAGCUAUUGUACAUAUUAUGUGUAAUGAAGUCAUUGAGUGAAUGAGCUGUGACACGUGGAUGCUUUGCAUUGUGAAUCUGAACCUCUUCCAUUCUCCUUUUUCUUUACUCUCAUCAUACCGUUUACCAAAAGUAUGUUUGCUGCUAUUGUGUACAUACUAUGUUAGUUACUAUGAUGUGUAAUUACACAGAAAGCCCAAAAUUACCACUCUCAUACUGUUGUUAGAUCAUUAAGCUAUUUUACUGUUAAUAACAAAUUAUUCUUAUAGCAAAUUCGCUUAUUUGUAUUUGUGUGUAGCUGAUUGUGUAUGUUUCUGUGUCAGUCACCAUGUUUGGUUUGAAGGAGUCUUUUUUUAUUAUUAUUAUUUCUUUUCUUUUUUUUGCUAGAAAUAGAAAAAGUGGAAAGUUGACAAGAGUUCCAGCUGAGACAUUUAACUGAGUGGUUCCAGAUAAGGUUCCAGUGAGCUGCAGAUCAGUCGUCCUCAUCUCUGCGACUUUUCAUUAUCUCCACAUGAUGAAUCGCACAAGGCAAAGAAUUUCAAACCCCCGCCUCUCCUCUGUUUAGACACCUGGUAAGGAGCCUGGUUAGGUGAGAGUCGCGCACCAUCACUAUCGUGGACAUGACUAGUCAAGUUAAAAUUUCAAAUUAGAUUCGCUUUGUAACAAAGAAAUGUGAACAACCGCUGUUCUAGUUUGAACGCUCCCCUUUUCAGACAUUUAAAAACACUUAUCACCCACCAGUGUGCCUUCCUUUGUACCGCACGAACAUUAGGAAUCUUUUACCGUUUACUCUUGAGAAGAAACGUCUUCUUAAAACGCACUUAUGUAGUUCUACGCUGGAAGAUUCUGACAAAACAAUUACGCACGCCGCUUGUUAGGAUAAUAGUGCAUUCCAGUUGAAAUCAAAACAGGAAAUUACAUCACAUACGAGUUUGGUUCACUGCUGUUUCCACAGAACUUCACGUGUCAGAGAACACAAUGUUUUAUUUUAUACAUUACGUGUGGCAGUUAGACAGUACUAUAUGUACAUCUAAUUAAAGUAGACACAAAAGAGUUGAUGAAUAGAAUUUCAGAGAUUGUUCUGAUUGUAAUUUACGAUUUAUAACCGGGAAGUUCUGACCUCAGAUUACAACUGGAAGGCACUAUAAUUCAUGACUUACAGUAACAGCUGGUUCGCUGAUGACUAGUGUUAAUCCUUACUCUUCAUCUCACUCUUUCAAGAAAAUCAAUAUCACCAGCCAGCCUGCUGUUUUUUUCAAAUCUGUUCAAAGGUGGAGUGUACUGACCAGCCUCUAGGGGGCGUCAUGAGGCUUUACUUUUAGUCUUUUCUUCAUCCUGUUGGUGUCGUGGUGCAGCAGUUGGUUGCCACCUCUGAGGCCUGUGCACAUUGAAGCUCCUCAGUAGUUUUCUUCAUGUCCGAUCGUGAUGGAGUCGUGUUCUUUUAGCCUGCUGCUGCUGCUGCUGCUCCAGCACUUAUUAGCAAAUAUCAACAGAGGCCCAAGCAGCAAACGCGGGAAGACAUUUUAUGCACUUGAAAACAGAAAUGUUCCGAGUUUUAGAACAGAACACACCAGGCUUGCUUUAAACUGUUGCUUCAGACACAGGGACAUUUUAUACUAUUUUAAUAGCACAAUUCUCGCAGACGCUGAACGCAGUGGGCACAGUUUUCUUUUGCUGAUCAUGUCCUCUGAUCACUGAGCUGAGGCGAGCGUAGCCAUGAGUCUCCCGGGAAACUCUCCCAGCACUUCUGGAGGUGGGAAAUCUUUGGAACGUGUGGUGCACUUUGUCGCUGUCGCCUGAUAAAUUUCACAGCUGACACCUGGUGACUGGCUGCAGGUGGAUUAUUUUCUUUUCUCUUUUCCAGUUAACAGAAGUGAAGUAGUGUCUGUCUGUGUGUGUGUCAGUGGGAACACGCUGAGCUGCACAGCUCUUCUUUUUUUCUUUUUUUUUUAUUACUAAGACUUAAACCACUGUGUCAGUGAAACUCCGACAAACCUUCUGUUUUUGUUGUCUCAGCUAAAAUGCUUUGUGUAAUUUACACUUGUGAUAAUUUUUGUAUCAAAAGCAUUUUUAUAUAAUAAAGGUUCUAUUUUAA